ACACAUUGAGAGGGCCGCCGCGCAUUCAACGCCGAGCCCUGGGCCAGAGAGGCCGCGGAAAAGCCCCCAAAAGACCCCAAAACAACAGCACUCGAAAAAUAUAACAAAAGGCGCGACGAACAAACACACCAACAAAAAGAAAGGAAAAUAAAACCAAAAUUGUGGAACAAAAAAAAGAGUUUGAACAAAUUAGCGCUAUGUAAAAGCUCUCGGUAAACGAACCAAAAAUUUGACAAGUGUCGCCAGUGGUCGGUUGGUUCGCCACCGUCGCUUCACUAUUAAAUAUUUAACGGGAUCACAACGGCAGCUGCUGCCCCGCCGGCCGCUGGCCACCAGCCAACGACGCCGCUGCCCACAACGAGAUGACGUCGCCAAUUAGUACGGCGGUGCAGCGUCGCCGGCAGCUGCUGCACAGCGUUGAAAGUUUGCGCGGUCGUGUACGUCAAGUGCUAAAAUGUGUUAUUAAUUUGCAUAUUGAGUUUUUGGUGCUCGAAUCCGAUGUGGCCGCUUUGCUGGACGAGGUGAGGGCCCUCAACGAUGACCACGAGGAGAUGCAACGCUUGGAUAGGCUAAUCGAGACGCUGCGCGACUACAGCGGUCCCACGAUAUGCCACGAAUGGCCAUAUCCUUUGAUAUUCAAAGGCACAAUCGACGAGGCACACGUAGCACAAAUACUCAAUGGAGGAGGCAGCGAGCUGGAAGUGCCAACCAGCUACCCAAAGGAGUACAACAUUCAGCUGGAGUCCAACACAGAGCACAGCAAACGUUCGAGGUUUCUGCGAUUUCCGAGAAGAACAAGCAGCAGAAGACUGCAGUCAGCUGAUUGAAACUGUAAUCAAAGUGAACAAAAUAUGAUUAAAUACGACACUUUAAGCCACAUAC
Molecule: messenger RNA, 882 nt
Organism: Drosophila guanche
Lineage: Eukaryota; Metazoa; Arthropoda; Insecta; Diptera; Drosophilidae
Exons: 2
Coding region: 363-827 (154 amino acids)
Source: RefSeq, a predicted model, not a curated record